AUGAGGUCCACCUUUUUGAUCCUCAUGGCCGCUGGUGCCCUCGCUGCACCUUUGAUUGUUGAGCGCCAAAACGCUCCUCCUCCACCAGAUGGCACCAUUCCUCCUCCUCCUCCACCACCCGACACUGGUGCUCCUCCUCCUCCACCACCACCACCAGUUGCUGGUGCUCCCCCUCCACCUCCGCCAGCUGCGGGCGCUCCUCCACCACCUCCACCAGGUACUGAUGUUCCCCCUCCACCGCCGCCAGGAGGUGGUCGAGGUGGCCGAGGUGGUGGUCGUGGAGGUCGCGGAGGAAGGGGAGGUGCCCGAGGAGGAGGAGUAGUCGGUGCUCCUCCGCCACCACCUCCUCCAGCUGCCGGUGCUCCUCCACCACCUCCAGCUGCCG
Molecule: messenger RNA, 385 nt
Organism: Bipolaris oryzae ATCC 44560
Lineage: Eukaryota; Fungi; Ascomycota; Dothideomycetes; Pleosporales; Pleosporaceae
Exons: 2
Source: RefSeq, a predicted model, not a curated record